This is a messenger RNA of Vigna angularis (adzuki bean), 1264 nucleotides long. RefSeq lists its product as uncharacterized. The transcript has a single exon. The record is from RefSeq and is a predicted model, not a curated record. NCBI's taxonomy places the organism in Eukaryota, Viridiplantae, Streptophyta, Magnoliopsida, Fabales, Fabaceae. Bases 222 to 1037 code for a protein of 271 amino acids.
UUCUAUUAUUCCAUGCCUUCUUCUCACGCAAAAAAGGCCUUAUAAACCCCACACUACACCCUGUCUAAGCCUUCCUCUACAGUGCUCCCUUUCACCAAUCUGUUUCUCACUUUUUUCUCACUUCCCUCAUGGCUUUGCUGUUCUUAUCACCACCUCUUCUCUUCCAAUCAUAGUUUGUUAGUUAUCUUGUGCCAAGUAUAUAGCAACAAUAAUUGUGGCCAAUGGAGGAUCAAAGUAAAUUUCUUCUACAAAUCAAGUUCAUUGUCAACUUCUUAUGCACCGAAACACUUUCCUUUCUCUCUGUUCACUCUUCACAACCUCUGUUUUCAUGCAUUCUCACUUUCUGUUUCUUGAUUCUCCUUUAUUUGCCUCAUCUCUUCUGGAAGAUAGUUCUGUCGCCAGUUCUCAUCCUCUCAGGGCUUCUAUUGAUCCUCCUUCUCCGUCUCGGUGCAAUUCAGAGGUCUCAAAAUGAAGAGAACAAAAUCCCGGUUGAACGCGAACCCAUUGCCACCGAAGAAAACAGGGGAAACAGAGAUGAGAAACAGGGGAACCCCAUUGAACCGGCGGAAGCCGAUUCUCUCGACUAUGUUUACAGGUGGGUAACCAGCGAAUCUCAAUUAGAGCUCAAUUCACAAGCGGGUUUGCGGUCAAGUUCGCGUCUUGAUGAGUCUUUCAUGGAAUGGAACGUGAAAGCGCCGUUGGAGGUUAUAUACGAAGGUGAAGAAACAGAGCAGGAUCAGAAUGGGAAUCAUGGCGAGGGAAUUUUCAGGUACCCGUCGCUAUCACGGUACUACCCGGAAACCGACUCCGACAGCUCGUCGGAAAGCGGGUUUCCGGGGAACGAUAACACGUGCUUCCGGUGGGACGAGGAGGACAGAGAAGGGUUAAUCGAAAUAGCUCUGGACGGUUGCAAGAAGAGGGAGGUGGGGUUUCAGUUCGAGGAGGAGAAUUUGAUCGAGAUUGAUAUUUCUCCGACGAGGCGCGGGGAAUUUUCCGGCGAGGAUGACCCGUUUUCCGGUGAGAUUUGUUGCAACUAGUGUAAUGAUCAAUGGUAAAGAUUAAUUAACACGGUGGAUUAUUAUGGGAUUUGUUUUGGGGAUAAGUGAAAGGGAAAAUUAGAGAUUUGGAAUUACUUUGGAUUUGUAUGUUAUGUUACGGUAUAGAUUGCCUGUUUUUGACGUGAUCAUUAUUGUACUAUCGUUGGUGCCAAAGCUUUAAGGGCAAUGAAUUAAUCACUAAUCCCAAAUAUUCAAAUGUGAUUAAA